This is a messenger RNA of Drosophila eugracilis, 1116 nucleotides long. RefSeq lists its product as uncharacterized. Lineage: Eukaryota; Metazoa; Arthropoda; Insecta; Diptera; Drosophilidae. The coding region runs from base 191 to 742 and encodes 183 amino acids. The record is from RefSeq and is a predicted model, not a curated record. The transcript has a single exon.
GUAGUAACCGUCAAUAUUUAAACAUCAUUAUAUCUCAGUAGACUUUGAAUAUAUAUCCUUGACAGUGUUGUUAAGCGAAACUCAAAACGAUCCCCAUUAGAAAAUCAGUAACUCUUUUUCCUGAAGCAAAUUCAUCGUUGGUCCACUGAGGCAAGGAUAUACCCAAUUAAAUUAAUCAAAAUCGUCGGGAAUGGUGGUUGUUCAAGGAAUGUACGAGAUCACGGAGCUGGUGGCAGGCAGUAUUGGAUGCGUGGGCCUUUACAUGGCCGGUUGCAAUGCUCUGCCCAUGGACCAUAUCUCGGAUCUUCCGGCGGCUCUUUUCGUCCUGUCAACAGUGUUCCUUCUGCAUCAUGUGCGGGUAAUUAAUUGGCCACCAUUGCAGGAACUGUGGCGCCUGCUGCUUGAACUAGUGGUCUUUUAUAUGUCCACCCAGCUCCUUGUGUGGGUUGUAUGGCACCAAUUCCACAACUUUACGGAUAUUUUACGGGAUCUAAUACUCAACACUAGACUGGCAAUGAACAUUCUGGAAAGUUUCCCUAAGAUCUAUAUGUUUUUACGACAGGAUGUCUUUUAUUUAGGAAAGCUCAUCGUAUCUUUGGCAUGCACCUACAAAGCGAUAAAGGUUACUCAUGUACUGGAUUAUGCUAUACCACGGCACCGGGCGUAUAGAUAUUACAAGAAUCAACCUGCAGCUAGACGCCCCACAAAAAAGUCGAAGAAUUUACGUCGCCCCAAAUCUUAGGAGCUAACGGAAGAACUUUUUUAGAAAUCUCAGCAAAAUAUCUAAUUUUUUAUGCUUCAGCUAUAGAGCUAAUUCACAUAAACACAUGUACUACCAAGGUGAACACCGGCCCGAGUGCAAUGCCCAGAAAUCGAAGGCCGAAUUCAAGAGCAGUUCACGCUUUCCAAAGUAUUUGCAUGCUUGAAAGAGCAGAGCCAACACGUAUACCAAAAACACAGAAAUAUUUUUUAAAUUUUGGCGCGUCAUAAAAAAAUCGAUAUGCAUUAGAAUCGAGAUUGUUGAAUCGCAUGUGUUCCAUCUCUAGCAGCAGAGUAGAUGAAGAAGAAGAAAGCACUAGUGUCGGAUACAAACAAUAAAGAAAUUAAACAAUUUUA